GUGAAAAAAGGGCUCGCGAGAUGAUAAACGGAUAUAUCUCCGUGAUGUGUGAAGAUGACUCUGAUGAUAUGUCUGGGGACAAUGAGUAUAUGAGUAGAAAGGAUGAAGAAGCGCCACUGAUAGAAAAGCAACGGCGUGAAGCCAAAAAGAGGGAACUCAUUGGAGCUAGAGAAUUGGGGAAGUACUUGAAGAACAACCCGUUGAAUAAGAAAUCUUUUACAUCGGAUAUUGAAAGAUACAGUAGCAUCUAUGUUUUCUCUUUCGGUUAUGCAAAACUAGAAAGCUCCCGGUACAAGAAGUUCAUCAAAUCCCUCAACGGCGAUAAUUCGUACAAGGUUUAUUUUGGACGUAAUAAAUCUUUGUCAAAGAUUGUUGGACUGGUCUCUGAAGAAAAGUUCUAUGAACUCAAACCUGGAGACCCAGAUAUGGAACAACUAAAGAAUUGCGACCUGGUCUCCAUAAAAUUGGAAGUAUGCUUUUUAAUUACGAUGAUGCCGGUGUUCUUUUAACUGAAAAAACAAAAGAUGAAGUACUCAGGAAGUUUAAGCAAUACAGCGAAUGCGACUUUGUAAAGGCAGGCCAGACACCAAAGGACACGCUGAUGUUUCAGAAAGAUGAGUGUCUGACUUUACCUCCCCGUUCAGAUGCAAGGAAUUUGUAUCUCAAACUGAAGGAAUUAGGCAUGCCGAUUAAACUCAGUGGCGGGGUCAUUAAGCUGACCGAUACAUGUUGUGUGUGUGAAGCAGGAGUACUAGUAACAGAGAAUGCCACUAAAAUUCUGAAACUUCUCCACAAAAAGAUGUUUAAUUAUGUCUUUGUGCCUUUGUGCUGCUGGAGUGCCUCCACUGGAGAAACUGAAUAUUUUCGUUUGGACCUGCCUAAGAGGCGGUGAAUCAAGGAUCUCAGCAUCUUUAUAAGCAGCUAAGUAGGUAGAUGUUUCAUAUGAGGAUCAUGUCAAGGGUGUUCACUCUGUGUUGAAGCUAAAUUAAGAACAUUUUCAGGUAUCUCAUGUUUUGUCGUGACAAUGUUUUUAAGAUGACAUGCCAAGAUGUUUUUUUUCUCAUGUUUAUUGUGACAUAUUCCAAGUCGGUUAGAUUAUUCAAAUGUUAAGUUGGGUCACUAUGUUUA
Messenger RNA from Papaver somniferum (opium poppy), 1128 nucleotides. Its product is annotated as mRNA turnover protein 4 homolog. The transcript is spliced from 9 exons. Gene Ontology annotation, cellular component: preribosome, large subunit precursor; nucleolus. The record is from RefSeq and is a predicted model, not a curated record. Lineage: Eukaryota; Viridiplantae; Streptophyta; Magnoliopsida; Ranunculales; Papaveraceae. Gene Ontology annotation, biological process: ribosomal large subunit biogenesis; nuclear-transcribed mRNA catabolic process; rRNA processing. Gene Ontology annotation, molecular function: RNA binding. The coding region runs from base 473 to 892 and encodes 139 amino acids.